This is a messenger RNA of Macrosteles quadrilineatus (aster leafhopper), 3260 nucleotides long. RefSeq names its product phosphoacetylglucosamine mutase (gene nst). Bases 103 to 1722 code for a protein of 539 amino acids. The record is from RefSeq and is a predicted model, not a curated record. Lineage: Eukaryota; Metazoa; Arthropoda; Insecta; Hemiptera; Cicadellidae. Gene Ontology annotation, molecular function: magnesium ion binding; phosphoacetylglucosamine mutase activity. The transcript is spliced from 10 exons. Gene Ontology annotation, biological process: carbohydrate metabolic process; UDP-N-acetylglucosamine biosynthetic process.
GUAGUCUUACGUAGUAAAAAGUGAAAGUUGAAAGUGUUUCUACCAAGGAAUGUGUUAGACAUCUAGCUCAACCCUCUCAAGUGAUCAACAGUAAUUUGAAAAAUGACUUUAUUCAAUAACUGUAAUUUUAUAGGAAUGAACAAAUAUCCGAAGUCCUCUGAUGAUAUUGAGUAUGGGACUGCAGGGUUUCGAACCAAAGCGGAAGACUUGAAACAUGUAAUGUUCAGGAUGGGACUGUUGGCAGUCAUUAGGUCUCGGGUAAAGUCCGCAGCCAUUGGUGUGAUGAUAACGGCAUCUCACAACCCAGAGUCUGAUAACGGAGUGAAGUUGGUUGAUCCUCAUGGUGAGAUGCUGCAGCAGGAGUGGGAAGUUAUUGCGACUGAGCUUGCAAAUGCAGAAGACAGCCAACUUGAAACAAACCUGAAAAACAUUAUUAUUAAGUUUCAAAUUGAUAUGGAUAAGACUGCUUCAAUAUUUAUUGGCAGGGAUACAAGACCAAGCAGUAAGAGUCUGUCGGACAUAGUUGUUGAAGGGGUGGAGGCCUUAGGAGGGGUGGUAACAGAUUAUGGAGUUGUAACUACUCCUAUGUUGCAUUAUCUGGUUACAUGUCAUAACACUGGAGGUUCUUACGGCAGGCCUACACAUGAGGGCUACUUUGACAAACUUGCUGUUGCCUUCAAGGCUCUCAGAGCUGAGGGAUGCAGGAGAGGUAACUACAAGCCAGAACUGGAGUUUGACGGAGCCAAUGGUGUAGGAGCUCUCAAGAUGGCAGAGUUGUUGAGAUAUCUUAGUGACUGUCUGUACACCAACAUUCACAACAGUGACACAACCUCCAAGGGGAAACUCAACCAUCUGUGUGGAGCAGACCAUGUGAAGACAUCACAGACACCCCCUACUGGAGUACCUCUGAGAUCGUUUGCUAGAUGUGCCUCAGUAGAUGGAGAUGCUGACAGGCUAGUCUACUACUUCAUAGACGACAACAGUGCCUUCCACCUGCUUGAUGGAGACAGGAUCGCCAUCCUCAUUGCAGGCUACCUUAAGGAGCUGACAGAAGAGGCAGGACUCAACUUACAGAUAGGUCUGGUGCAGACAGCUUACGCCAAUGGCAGCUCUACUGAGUACAUCACUGAUAAGCUGAAACUGCAAGUGGCCUGUGUACCAACAGGAGUAAAACAUCUUCAUCACAAGGCACUGGAAUUUGAUAUAGGGGUGUACUUUGAAGCCAAUGGUCAUGGCACUGUAGUUUACAGUGAAAAUGCAAAGCAGAAAAUAAAAAAAGCCACCAAAGAUACCGGACUGAGUGACACAGCGGUGGCUGCUGCUGAGAAACUAGCCUACAUUGUAGACAUGACCAAUGAGACAGUGGGUGAUGCCUUAUCAGACCUACUGUUGGUGGAGACUGUUCUUCAUUCUCGAGGCUGGGACAUACAAGACUGGCUACACAUGUACACUGACCUGCCUUACAGACUGGUCAAAGUCAAAGUCAAGGAUCGCACUGUGAUCACUACCACUGAUGCUGCCAGGAGAUGUGUCACACCAGUCGGUCUGCAGGAAGAGAUAGACAAGUUCAUCUCUGACCACCCCAAGGGUCGCUCAUUUGUCAGACCCUCAGGGACAGAGGAUGUCGUGAGAGUGUACGCUGAGGCAGACACGUCUGAACAUGCUGAAGCACUGUCUCAGGCUGUGGCUGAGGCAGUCAAGAGACUAGCAGGUGGACUAUAGUCAUCUGUACAACACUUCAUAUCCAUGCAACAUUGCAGUAGAUGUGUGAUCACACUGUCUAAGCUAAAUUGUUCUGAAUUGCAAACAAAAUGCCUUUAUAUAGUACACUUGAAUGGCCUUGGCCUCCAAUCAAUCCAUAGAUGUAGGAAGAAAUCUAAUUUUACUUUCACAAAGCAAGUCAGCUGGAAAAGUAGGCCUACAUGAUCCUUUGGGUUUUCACUUGUUUUGAGAUGGUUUUUAGUUAACUUGAAAUUUGAUAAAACUUUCAGAACAAAAUAGUUACACGGCAUUGCUAAUGAGUUAAUUAUCAUCCAAAAAUAGUUUUUCAAAAACCAAAGUGAUUAUAAUUUAAAUAUCUGAUAUACUAAAAGAUUUAAAGUUGUCUUUGUUGUUUUGAAUUGAUUUCCAUGGAAGUUCAUCGAAGCCAUCGGCCAUCUUGGAUUUGCCCGCCAUAAGAGCAAUGUUUAUUUAGUUAUUUUUAAACAGCCGCUGAAGAGUUAUUUACCAUCUCAAAAUAUUUGUUCAGAUACCAAAGUGAUUGUAAUUUAAAUAUCCGGUAUACUGUGAGAUAAAAAAAAUUGUCUUUGUAUUUAUUUAUUUUUUUACGAGUUAGAACGUCUAGGCUCCAAGGACUCUUUAAGAGGGUUCUUCUACCUGGUCAAUUCAAUAUGGUGGCUAAACAUGCUAAUGAUUCUAAACAUGCCUCUACGGUACAAGCUCUCAACACUCUAAAACUAAUUACUUUCCAAUGAUUGUGUGCUUUUUGUGCUCUUAACAUAUCAGAGCUUGCUAUGGAUGGAGAUAAAGUAAUGUUUAACUAUUUUUCAGAAGCUAAAAUCACAUGUAAAAAAGACUAAUUAAUGGAUUUUCAAAAUGAUUUUGUAAAUACUUAAAGAAACAAUUACAAAGUUUAAGUUCAUCUAGGAUAUAGUUUGGAUCUUUGUGAGUAUUUUACAGUUUAUUUCAACUCGAUAAACACUUUAACAAUGCCACAAGGUUCUUUUUUGUAAGACCAUUUUUACAUGGUAACCAACCAGCGGGUGAAACCCUCUUAAUCACCCUAAAAGAUCACAUUGUCAAAACUGUGAUUGUGAAUGUUACAUUUCAUAGCAAAGACAAUUAAUUAAGACAUCAAUAAUUCCAUAGUAAAGACGAGCCUAGAUAUUUCUUUAGUGUUUUGUCAUUUUUGGUUAAAAGCCUGUAACUCUUGUUAGUUGUUAUUUUACAUUUUACUUUGGGGGCUUUAUGCUUUAUGUUGGUUGCAUUUAUAUUCACACUGCCAAUUUUUGUUACCAAUAAUUUUAUGUUUUGCAUUUGAUAUUGCAUUACUCAACAUCUAGACUUUUACAAAAUGUUAUUACCAUAAGAGAUAUUUAGUUAAUGUUGAUAAUUAAUUAGUUCUGUAAUAAUUAUUAUCUGUUAUUAUCUGGUAUCUAUUAUUAUCUGUAGUGUUAAAUGUUAGGUAAUGUUUUAUGGAUUUAUAUUCAAAAUUUAAAAUAUAGACUAUAGACAUUUUAUUAGAUAACUUUUUACCUACU